Messenger RNA from Hydra vulgaris (swiftwater hydra), 1739 nucleotides. Its product is annotated as protein phosphatase 1 regulatory inhibitor subunit 16B. Gene Ontology annotation, molecular function: protein binding; phosphatase regulator activity; enzyme inhibitor activity. The record is from RefSeq and is a predicted model, not a curated record. Lineage: Eukaryota; Metazoa; Cnidaria; Hydrozoa; Anthoathecata; Hydridae. Gene Ontology annotation, cellular component: cytoplasm.
GAUUACGCUAUGGUAUCAAUGUAGCAUUAUAUUAACAAAAACAAAACCUUUGAGCUAAACUUUGAUCUAUGUAUUGAUUUUAAAGUUCAAAUUUAUAAACUAUGACAGUAGAGGAAACUGUUGAGCAUAAUGUAUUAGUUGAUGAAUUGAUACAACUGGAAAGUCUUAGUCCAGAAGAAAGGCUUGCUCAUGCAAAGAAGAGGCGUCAUGAACAAUUAGAUGCUUAUCAAAAUAGAGUUCUUUUGCUUGAUUCAAUAAAAGUUGAUCAAGCUAGUCACCAAAAGAAAAUCAAAUUUGAAAGUAAUAUAGAAAUCAUUGAAGCUGCAGCAAGAAAUGAUUCAGAUGAAGUGGCUUCAUUUAUUAAAAAUGGCUUCAGUCCUAAUCUACAAAAUGAAGAUGGCUUAAGUGCUUUACAUCAGGCUGUCAUUGAAGAUUGUGUUGAUGUUGUAGAUGUUUUGGUUAAGAAUGGUGCUGAUCUUAAUAUUAAAGAUGCUGAUCUUUGGACUCCACUACAUGCAGCAGUAGCGUGUGGAAAUUUUGAACUUUGUAAGUAUUUGUGUGAAAAUGGUGCCAGUAUGGUGGAAAUAAAUACUGAUGGAAAUAUGCCAAUUGAUUUGGUGGAAGAUAAUGAAGAAAUUGAAAUAUAUUUGGAUGGAAAAAUGGGAGCUUUAUAUACAGAAGAAGAACUUGAAGAUAUAAGAAAUGUGGUUAGAGAAGAUAUGUUACGAGAUUUGCAUGAUUGUGUUUUAAAUAACCGUGAUCUAAAUAUUGCUGGUGAACAUGGUGAAACAGCGAUGCACAUAGCUGCAGCAAAUGGAUAUGAAGAUGUUGUUGAAUAUUUACUUGAUCAUGGUGCUAAAAUAGAUCUUAUUGAUAAUGAUGGAUGGCAACCAAUACAUGCUGCAGCAUGUUGGGGACAGGAGAAAAUCAUAGAGCUUCUUGUUAAUCAUGGCGCUGACUUGGAUGCAAAAACUAAAGAUGGUGAAACACCAAUAGAUUUAACAGAAGAUGAAGAGUUGCAAGGCAUGAUUGAAGACUUAAAAGAAUCGGGUCAAAUAGUUCGAGAAUUAAAAAGAAGUCAAAGUAAUAGCUCACGAACACUUUCGGUUCGUCGUUCGAGUAUUGUAGAAAAACAUCGAAUAUCUGUGAAUGAUGCAAAACAAGAAGGUGUAUUUCGACAAAACUCUGAGUUUUUACAAGUAAUCAUAAAAACAGAUGAUGACAACGAGCAAGUUGAAGAAAACUUUCCUGAAAAUUUAGAACUUUCAAAUGACUCUACUGUAAGUAAUGUAGACAUUUCAAGAUCCGAAGAAUAUAAAUAUGUAGACAGUUUGAGAUCUGAAGAAAAAUUAUUGCCGGAGCCUACAGAUUCGUUUGAACCUAGUGUUGAAGUAAAUACAGACACAAUUGAAGUCACUUUUGACGCAACUUUGCCCAAUAAAGAAUUAGACUCUACAACUCAAAAUGGGAACUUAAAGUCAUUAACAACACAAGAGGAAAUAGAUCUUGAAACCGGUACAGCUUGCAAUAUUAGUCACAAUACUGCAGUUAAACGUAACUCUCUUAAAACAUUAACUCUAUCCACGGAUGACACUGUUAAAAAAAAAUGCUGCAUUGUUUUAUAAAUUUUAUACCCACAUUACUACUGAGCUUUCCUGCAGACCAGCAUGAUUGCGCCAUCUUUUAAUAAAGAAAUCAUUAUCAAAUAUUUAUAAAUGAAUAAAUUUUCAACAAUCGUU